Messenger RNA from Acaulospora morrowiae, 921 nucleotides. NCBI's taxonomy places the organism in Eukaryota, Fungi, Glomeromycota, Glomeromycetes, Diversisporales, Acaulosporaceae. The record is from the annotation of a GenBank genome assembly.
AUGUCAGUGAGCUACCAGGGUAAUACUAUAGAUAGUAAUGAUUCUUCCGGUGUACCCGAUCAAGACGAUACCAGAGAAAUCAGUCGAUCAUUGGUUAAUACCAGCUCUAGUGAAACAAAUUCUGAUAACCAUCUUAAACGGACAGAAAAUAGUUCCGAUCACAUUUCUGAUGAUUCUCCUGAAACAAAUUUUAAUAAUUCUUCUGAACAAAUAAACUCACGAUGUGAUGGGUCAAAGACUCGUACCAAAGACACUGAUAUUCCGGUAUCUGGUAUAUCUGAUAUUACUUCAAAUCCUGAUAAACAUCAGGAAGAGACAAAAUCGAGAGUCACUAAUUCAUCUCCGACUACAACUAUAUACACAAAGCUUAAAUCGUUAAAAGAAAAGGAAGUAGACGAUUUCUUUGAUUUACUAAAAAAAGAAAGGAUUAGUAAUAUAAUGAGAGAGAGAAAUAGGGAAAAGAAGUUUCAAUGUGAAUCACCUAGCCAGGAGGCACACUCGGAAGAAAAGCACGUGAUUGAAAUUUCAGCGAACUUGGUUCGCCCAAAUAAUGAGACUUCAAUAACUCCGUCUAUUCUAGCCAUGUCCCAAUUGUCACCAGAUAAUAGAGAUAUUAUUAGUCUAUAUAAAAAUGCAUGUGAUGCGGAAGUAGGUGCUAUCAAAGCUAAUCAGGAAGAAACAUUACGUUGGUGUUUCUAUGCUAGAAAAUUCAAAAGCAUGUAUAAAGAUUUUAUGGUCAACAAUAAAGUCGGGGAAAAGAAGGCAAAAGGUCAGAAGCCUGAUAUAGAAUUUACCGAUGAUUCUUCUGAUGUUGAUGAGACAAAGAUGCUCGAAGAGCACCCCAUAGGACCUGAAAAAUCUUUAUUGGAUGUAAGUAAUGAUCGAGAUCCCAGCUAUGAAUACGAUUUUGAAGAUGUCUAG